Molecule: messenger RNA, 1944 nt
Organism: Cottoperca gobio
Lineage: Eukaryota; Metazoa; Chordata; Actinopteri; Perciformes; Bovichtidae
Product: ubiquitin-conjugating enzyme E2 L3
Exons: 4
Coding region: 69-533 (154 amino acids)
Source: RefSeq, a predicted model, not a curated record
UUCUCAGCCCAAGCACCAGUCCCAUAUUCGCCGCGCUGUGUAUUCUGGGAACACACAGUAGUUUCAAGAUGGCGGCGAGCAGGAGGCUGGCCAAGGAACUUGAAGAGAUUCGCAGGUCUGGAAUGAAAAACUUCAGAAACAUUCAAGUUGAGGAAUCAAACCUAUUGUCAUGGCAAGGGCUCAUUGUUCCUGACAACCCUCCUUAUGACAAAGGAGCGUUCAGAAUUGAAAUCAUUUUCCCCACCGAGUACCCUUUCAAGCCUCCGAAGAUCACAUUCAAGACAAAGAUCUAUCACCCCAACAUUGAUGAGAAGGGCCAGGUGUGCUUGCCUGUGAUCAGCGCAGAGAACUGGAAGCCUGCCACCAAAACUGACCAAGUGAUUCAGUCCCUCAUUGCGCUGGUGAACGACCCCCAGCCGGAGCACCCCCUUAGGGCAGACCUAGCAGAAGAAUACUCAAAGGACCGUAAAAAAUUCUUGAAGAACGCUGAAGAGUUUACAAAGAAACACGGUGAAAAGCGGCCAAUGGACUGAUGACCUGACGAGCGUGUAGCCCUCUCUCUGUCUCUUUCUCCCCCCUCUCCUCCUAUCUCACCUGCCCAACCAAACACCAAUCUUCCUCUCGCCUCCCCGCUCUCCCCCUCACCUCACCCCCUUCCUCGCUCGCUCACUCACUCUCCCCCCCCCCCUUCCCCCCCUUCUUCCCCACACCGGUCCUCCCUGCAGUCCAGGAGCCGCCCAGCUGAAGCCCGGCAGCGGCAGCCUCAGCCUCCCUCCCCAUCCAGGACUCUCUGUGGAUCAGACAGCUUCCUCCCCUCUUACUACUGCUCCUCCUCCUCCUCCUCGGCCAUUAAUCUCCAGACCAUUACUAACUUUUUACUCUUUUCUUAAUGUGAAAAAUGGAAAAAGAAACGCUAAUGGGAACAUGAUGUUCAGAUGAAGUUAGAUGGAAAUACUGAGUAAUGUGUUCAUUCUGUUUGCUUUUCCUCUCUAUAAACAACACCUGUGUUAAAUAGAUCUCACAUAGACAUGAUUUUUCUGAAGUAUCUUAUUUUUAGUAGAACAGGAAAACUGGUUGACUAUUUUUUUUUUUUUUGCCCCACCAUCAAUAAUCUUUUAAGUUAAAAAAACAAAGGUAAGAAGCUGUAGGUAGGACCUGGAGGUGUGUGUGCUGACUCAAAUGUUUCCCUUACUCACCUCCACUGCUUCUAGACUUGCACUGUACUCUAUGGGACAAUCCCUGACUUCUCCUUCUCCACAGUCUGUAACCCACUGAGCAGAAACAAACAAUGGCAGGCCGUACUUUAAUUGAAUUGUUAUUGAUGAAAAUGCUACAGAAGAUUCUUGAGUGUUAAAAAAAAAAUUAUUAGUUUCCAAACAUGCCGUCUCAGACAAUGCUGUUAAAACAGUUUCCAGCAUGAAAAUUGCCCAUUGUGAUUUUCUUUUCCUUAUUAAUGAUAAUUUGCUUUCUCCCCUCGAAAUUGUUUUGAUUGGCACUUGAUAUUCCAAAUUGGUAACCUAGGAAGAACCCGUUUGGUUAAUCUAAAUCUCCCAUGCAUGUCGUCGUCGUCGUCGUCGUGUGUCCCCCCCCCCCCCCCCCCCCCCCCCCCCCCCCUCCCCCAAUAUAACCACCUAUCACAUUAGAAACAGCCCUUUACCACACUGAGACAUGUCAGCUGCCCAGCUGUGGGGGACCUAUCUCGGGGAGGGGGAAGGAGAAGCUGGAGAAGGAGGAGGAUGCACUUGGCUGGAAUGAAGCUCAGCUCCUGGAGGCGGUCCUAGAAACAAGCACCUUGAAGGCAGCUGGGAGAGGGCUGGCUGUCCGGGGAUGUGUCAGGACAAGGAAAGGGACUGCAGUGGCCAUAAAACCACCAUGUAACAGCUGUUUGAUCUGGUCCCAAUAUUGUUUCAUAAUAAAGAUGGCUAACCAUUUGGCCUCACUGUC